This is a messenger RNA of Naegleria fowleri, 1887 nucleotides long. RefSeq lists its product as uncharacterized. The coding region runs from base 1 to 1887 and encodes 628 amino acids. The transcript has 2 exons. Lineage: Eukaryota; Heterolobosea; Eutetramitea; Acrasida; Naegleriidae. The record is from RefSeq and is a predicted model, not a curated record.
AUGCGUGAAAGUCAAAAUCGAUCUCGAAUGUAUGCCAUUGAUUCAUAUCUUAAAGGAAGAGAAAAAUUAAUUGAAAUGGAACCUAACAAACAAAUUGUUCAACCUGGAAGACUCUAUUUACAAGAAAUUCCUCUUUAUGGAGUGUAUAGUAAGAAAUUUAAUGUGAAUAUUACUCAUGCAGUAUUAAUCCUAUUUAAUAACAUGUUUAUCUUUUGUAAGAAUUUGGAACCAGAAAAAUCGACCACACUUGAAGAAGUUGAUGGACGUACGAUUUAUAAUUAUGAAAUUUUUGAAUUUGUUUUUGAACCAGUCAUGUGUGACGCUCGAUUGGUCGAAAAACAAGGAGAUUUAUAUCCAUUCCCUUGGAUAAUUGACAUUCCAUCGGAAGAAGAAAAUCGAAUUGAGGAUUUGAGUGAAUCAAGUGCAACCAAUACUCCAACUGCCAUCUCAACAACGACAACACUAAUCCCGUCAACACCAACCCUGACAACCUCAAACAAUCAACAGAGAUCAUCAUCCAUUGUAACAUCAUCUUCUCAGGAUUCAAAUGUAGAGAAAAAAACCAAACACAACAUGAAUGAUUUAUACAUUUUUAAAAAACCUCUCUUUCAAUUGGUUUCACAACAUGAUGUCUAUACUUUACAAUUUAACUCAGUCACAGAGAAAUUAGAUACUUUGAGAACAAUCUAUGACAUUAUUGAUGAACAAUUCAAAGAUUGUAAAUCUAAAGAAAAAGAUCAAAAGAGAUGUCUUUUCUUGAGUUAUGAAAAGGAAAGAAUUCAACUCUAUUCAGAAAAGAAAGUAUCAUUACCAAAAGAAUUAAACAACGGUGGAGACACUGCUAAUCAAUUAAUCUCAACAUGGAACUAUCUCACACAGAAAGACUUUCCAAAAAUUAAAUCUAAAAAGAAAAUAGAGGAAUUAUUGGCCAUUGUGAAUGAAAAAGUGAUUGAAGAAUACAAACAAAAAUUGAAUUAUAUUCCAACAGUUGAAGAACAAGCAUUGGGUGCAUAUUAUGCCAUUGCUGAUUGUGUGGAUACAGACAAAUCUCUCUUUCAAUUGGAUUUUCACAUUGGAGAUAUUUUUAUACUUUGGCAAAAAGUGAAAAAUGGAAAGAAGUGGUUUUUGGUGCAAAAAACAGGUUUAAAUUUCAGUCCUAUGCGUAAAAUUCAACUCCUUGAUGAACUCUUACCCAAUAACUUGAAAGAUAUGAAAUCAGUGAUGAGAAAACAACAAUUGGCCAAAAAAAAGAAACCAAAAACACCCAAACAAAUCAUUUCCAUCUCCGAUCACUACUGUAAAAUAGAAAAAGAAUUAGAAGCAGACAAAAUGUUAGAAGAAAUUGCUCUCGAAUUGAACUUUUUGUCUCUUCUCAAUUCGGAUACGAACUUGUUUGAGACGAGUGGAAAGAAAACAUCCGAGAAGGAUCGUGCAGAAUUCAAAAACCAAAUUCGAAAGUCAGUGAGCCCAGCACUCAUUGGAGCGAACAAGGAUGAAUACAAACAACACGCAGAUACUCUCUUUUACAAGCAUAUCUUCAAUGUGAGUUCUGAAAAAGGCCAAGUAGGUCUAGUACCAACAAAAGCACUUGCAGAGUUGCCCUAUCAGACGUUUAAAACUUUAUUGACGCUCAUGGAGAAGAGAGAUUCCAUUGAGAACAAAAAAGUGAGAAACUUUUCUGUCCUUAAGAAGGCGCCUUCCAACUCAUCUUCUACGGAGAGGUUGGGAGCCUCAAGCAAUGGCAGUAAUAGUAAUAAUAGUAACAACACGACUGCCACAUCACCACCCACUCCUCAAGAUCAACCUAGCAAUAGUACUUCCAAUGGAGGAAACUCGGAACCAACGCAAGAGAAAAAGAGCAAAUUGUUUGGUCUAUUCAAAAAGUAA